AUGAGUGUCUUUGUUUGCUUAGCCAAGUGUGCUAAAAUGCCAACAGCUGUUUGCAGUCGUGUAACCCUUGUACAGUUCCAAAGAAACUAUUGGUUGAUUAAGAAACACAAAGUUAAAGGGAAAAGGAGAGUUUACUUGCACUGCACCCUUUUUUUUUCUGUCUUUUCAUACUUCACUUCUGCACUCUUGUUACUCAUUAAUGAAACUUUCCGGGUUUUUUUUUGUCUUAAUUUACUGCUCACAUUUCCCUUCUUUCUUCUUUCCUUUUUCUUUUUAUUAUUUUCUCUUUAUCCUUUAUCUUUCCUUUUCCCUUUGCUCUUUCCUUUUCCUUUCUCUUUUCCCUUUCUCUUCACUUUUCCCUUUCUCUUCUCUUUUCCCUUUCUCUUUUUCUUUUUUCUUUCUCUUUUUCUUUUUUCUUUUUCCUUUCUCUUUUCCUUUUUCUUUCUCUUUUCCUUUUUUUUUCUCUUUUCCUUUUUUUUCUCUUUUCCUUUUUCUUUCUCUUUUCCUUUUUCUUUCUCUUUUCCUUUUUCUUUCUUUUUUCUUUUUCCUUUCUCUUUUCCUUUUCCUUUCUCUUUUUCUUCUUGCUAUCAUUUUCCAAAAGAUAAGGAUACCAAGGAUAAGCUGGGUCCGAGUGACCGAGACAAGAGCAAAGAAUCGGUCAUCAGCAGUCGUCCAGUUGUUACCUCAGCUUCAGUGGCCACAACCACUGUCACAGCAAGUACUUUGAGCACCACCACCCCAGCUAGUUCCUUGACUGGCACCAGUGUUAGCACCUCUCCAACCACAACUGCUGCCACCACAACAACUGCUUCUACCACUACUAUCACUAGCAGUGUGGUCAGUAGUGUCCCACAAACCACUUCUGCGUCAACCAACACAAUCAUUAGUAGUGUUAGUUCAUCUGUCACACCAAGCAAUCUUACUAAUCGAGCUGUAGUUAAGGGUACAAAGCUGCUUUCUAAGCAGCCAGAAGCUCCCAAACCUUCAGCAGUGCCUGAAAAUGGCAUCACGAGUAUCCCAAAAUUUUAUUUUCCCAAUGGCCGUCCAGCCCCUUCAGAGGAGAUUGAAGCCACCCUUCAGAAUGUGGCAGCAGAGUUUUCUAAGGCAGAAGGAGGGAAAAUAUCAAAGCAUAAUAUGCCUGUCAUAGUUAAGGCUCUCAGUUUUCCUUUGUACUGGAAAAGCAUGUUGUUCAGAGCUGCUGGAGGAGAAAAAUUGGGAUAUAUUACCUUCCAGAUGUUUUCCUCAAUGUGGAGAAAGCUUUCCCUGCAAUGGGGAGAAGAUAAAGUUCAGAUACAUUUAGGAGAAAAGAAACUAAUUUUUUAUUGCAUGUAUCUUAUUCUGUUUGUCUAUUUCUUCCUUUUCUCUUUCUAUCUAAUCCUGUUUCUCUUACUCUCAUUAUCUAUCUAUCUAUCUAUCUAUCUAUCUAUCUAUCAAUAA
This is a messenger RNA of Acanthosepion pharaonis, 1437 nucleotides long. The record is from the annotation of a GenBank genome assembly. Lineage: Eukaryota; Metazoa; Mollusca; Cephalopoda; Sepiida; Sepiidae.